UAAUUUGUCUUAUUUAUUCUUCUUCACGUCAAAAUAAUAACACAGACUUUCCUUUGCUGCUUAAUUAAAAAAAAAAUAAAACAAAUCCAAGGAAGGAAGCAGACAGAAAUGGAGGCAUGGGUUCCUCUCUUUAACAUAUUCCUUAACUCCCCAACACCAGAAACUGAAGCUUCCCUCUGGUUACAACAAUCUUCAUCAUCAUCAGUUCCAAUCACCACUACCUCUUUUCUCUCGUUAGUCACCAAACCCAUUAUCAACAACUCAUCCACAAACAGCAUGUGUGACAGGAGGGUCAUGUUUCUACAAACACUGCCUUUUCUUGUCCAGUCCAGAAUUUUGUCCUUUCUUGGUUUUGAGCAUCAAAGGUUUUGCAAGCGGGAAUUAUCUAAGUUGGCCAGGACUUUGAUGACAGGUACCGAGGGGAUUGAUUUCUGGGUUAAGAGGGCUGCCCGCAAUCUGCUUGAUAAAGUGUCUGACUCAAAUUACCAAUGGAUUUCUGGUUUAAGCUUAAACUCUGGAGAAGAGAGAGUUGAUGAGGAGUUUGGUUCAAUCCCAGAUUUCCUUAAAGACGCUGCUUCAAGUGCAAAUGAACUGUUUCUACCUUGGUUGCCUCUCUCGCAUGAUACAUUGAACUCCAGAGAAUUGUUUGCUGGUUAUGAAAGCCCAGAAGAUUUCUUGAGUCAAGUUGGAGAGGGUUCUGGUGAUAACUCGAAAGAUGUUGCGGAGGAAAUGGAGAUUGAUUUGGUCAUGGUUGCUCCUUUAGAUGAGGAAAUUCAAAACAUGGCAGCAAGUUUGAAAGAUAGGAUUAUGACUUUUGAGUCUAGUUCUAAAACUGUUGAGUUAGCAAAUGAAAUUGGCAGACUUUGUUUUGAGAGAGAAGCAGAUCCUUUUGUGAUUUUGGGUUUGCUUGAACCUUGGAAAGCUGAUGAUGAGACUGCAUCAAUUCUGGUUUUUCAUCUCUCUAAUGGAAGAGAAGAAGAAGAAGAGAUCGCUUGGCCUAGCAAAGUUUUGUGUUCAAUUAUGCUUCCAAAGAUGUUGCUGCUUGAAGAGCCAGCAUCUCGUGUACUGGUGAUUUCAAUUGCAGAGUACUGCAAGCUUCACCAGAGAGCUGCUGAAUGUGCUCUAUUGCUUCCGCUGAUAAUGAAAAAGAGUGGCAUCAACAACCACAUGUGUGAUGUGAUCACCAGGAUCGUCAAGGAAUCCUUGCACCCAGCUCAUGUUUCAGCUUUUUGCCGGAAGCUUCUUUGUGGAGAAGAAGUUGAGAAACGAUCCAUCAUUCUUCCUUGCCACCAAUGCCUUGUAUCCAGCCAACUGGUUUGGACGGAAUCAUUGUUUAAUCUGUUUCAAAAUAUCUUAAAUCAUAACGUUCAGCUAACUCAGGAUUCAGUUGAUCAACUUGUAUUGCUUAUUAGGGAGUUGGCCCCAAGUUUCUCCAAAUCUCUGAAAUUCGGGAAUUUUCUAUUGUGUUUCAUCACCAGAUGUUCUUUAUUAUUGAAGUCUCAUAAAGUUUUAUUGGUUGAAGCAGUUGCGAAGACCAAUACUCUUGUCACUAAAUCCAUAUUAUCAAAAUUGGCUAGCUUCUAGCUAUGUAAUGAUUUUUUUAAAUGCCUUUGUUUUUUUCCGCUUUCGUGCUGUGAGA
Populus euphratica (Euphrates poplar) is the source of this 1639-nucleotide messenger RNA. Its product is annotated as fanconi anemia group E protein FANCE protein. The record is from RefSeq and is a predicted model, not a curated record. Gene Ontology annotation, biological process: interstrand cross-link repair. Bases 109 to 1584 code for a protein of 491 amino acids. The transcript has 2 exons. Lineage: Eukaryota; Viridiplantae; Streptophyta; Magnoliopsida; Malpighiales; Salicaceae. Gene Ontology annotation, cellular component: Fanconi anaemia nuclear complex.